This is a messenger RNA of Oikopleura dioica, 357 nucleotides long. Lineage: Eukaryota; Metazoa; Chordata; Appendicularia; Copelata; Oikopleuridae. The record is from the annotation of a GenBank genome assembly.
AUGCCACGAAACAGAGCCGCUAAAAACGCGCGUUUUUUUCCCCUCUCCUGCCUUUUUUCUCUCCUUCAUUCCUUACGUGCUCGUUAUGCUCAUCCAACCGGCAGAAAAAGGAGGCAACCGCAAACGCCACUUGAUGGUUGGCAGUUUCUCAGCAAACGUUACUUUCUUGGCAGUUUUCUGAGGGCUUCGCUCAAAUUCAUCCCAAGUCUGAGACGCUUCCAAGCCGUCGAUUCCCCUAGGCCAGCAAUUUGGAAGGAUUGGAACCAGCGGCUAGAGAAGCGCCUCAAAGUCCGUCUCUCGCAGAAACAUUCGACGUCCAUAAUUAGUCUAAAAACAGUCACAAUUAGUCUUUGUUGA